AUGGAUGGUUGUGGCCGGCUGCUUCCUAGUCACCAUCUGCACCCGUGCUGUCACCAGGUGAGCCUCUGACACACACACACAGCUCCAGAGGGACGAUGGUCCUCAAAUCAAAUCACAUUUUAUUGGUCACAUACACAUAUUUAGCAGAUGUUAUUGCGGGUGUAGCGAAAUGCUUGUGUUCCUAGCUCCAACAGUGCUGUAGUAUCUAACAAUUCACAACAAUACAUACAAAUCUAAAAGUAAAAGAAUGGAAUUAAGAAAUAUGUAAAUAUUAGGAUAAGCAAUGUCGGAGUGGCAUUGACUAGAAUACAGUAGAAUAUAGUAUAUACAUAUGAAAUGAGUAAAACAGCAUGCAAACGUUAUUUGUGUUCCAUUAUUAAAGUGACCAGUGAUUCCAUGUCUAUGUACAGUACAUAGGGCAGCAACCUCUAAGGUGCAGGGUUGAGUAACCAGGUGGAAGUUGGGGAAGAUUGAACUGAACCUUUCAUAACUCCUCAUUUGACAUGUUUGUGACAUGGUAGAGCUUCUGGAUGUGUUUUGCCCUUGCUGUCUCUUUGCGGGGUAUUUGCAAGGUAUGUGUUUUGCACUUGCUGUCUCUUUGUGGGGUAUUUGCAAGGUAUGUGUUUUGCACUUGCUGUCUCUUUGCGGGGUAUUUGCAAGGUAUGUGUUUUGCCCUUGCUGUCUCUUUGCGGGGUAUUUGCAAGGUAUGUGUUUUGCCCUUGCUGUCUCUUUGCGGGGUAUUUGCAAGGUAUGUGUUUUGCCCUUGCUGUCUCUUUGCGGGGUAUUUGCAAGGUAUUUGUUUUGUCCUGACAGCUGCUAGGCUCCCAUGGUGAGGAUUAUUUUGUGUGAAGAUAGCUUUGGGAUAUUACAGCGGGAGGUUGUCGUUGUUAUGCAAUAUAAACAGAAAUUAAAUCGAUAUCAUGUUAAUGUUGUUGUUAUCCCCUUAUCGAUUCCAUGCAUGUCAGGUGGCAUCAUGUUUAUGUAUGAUCAGUGUGAUCUAACUAUCUGCUUUCAAUUAGUGUUUUGGGAACCAGCCAGGUUGUGAUGAGCGACUCACUGGAUUAGUUUAGACUUUUGUCAGCUCAGGUUAAAAAGGCAUGCUUUUAAAUCAGACAUCCAGACACAUAGUCAAAGCAGGUUUGGUGCCUAUUGUGUGUUCCGGUAUUGUUGAGUCCCUAGUGACAGAAAAUAUUGUUUAUGCAUACAAAUGCCACUUUUCAUGUAAGUGUUAUGAAGAAGUUAUAAGGACUUUAUGUAUGUAUUUCGUGUCACACACUUUAAAAAAAAAAUCUGACUGGCUGGUAAGAUGCUCUUGUUUAAGUUUGAUUAACCUGGUACUUAGUAGGUUGGUGAUUGCUGCGCUCCUCCGACUGUUCCUUCUUCUCUAGGUAGCUUAAGAGAGAGAAUUAAAAUUCCACUCUCCACAUGUGCUUUGGUCACAUGCCAUAAGCCUUCACAGUGUAAAAAACCCUUAUAAAAUCCUAAAGUUACAUAAUUUUUAAACGCUCAGCAUGAACAAACUAUACGGUCAGCUUAGGUUAUUCAUUAUUGGGUACAGUGUUAAAGAAUGGAGCUACUGUAACCAGAGCUCUGUUGGCAUUAGUUGCAAACUCAACCAAUGCCAAGAGCUAUUCCUCAACUCUAUUCCUCAACUCUAUUCCUCAACUCUAUUCCUCAACUCUAUUCCUCAACUCAUCUUGUAUUCAGUGUUUUGAUUUAAUCUAGUUUUUCUUUAGGGAUUAAUGUCAGUGCUCUUAAAUUCAGUCACUGGUCUUAAUUUCAAAAUGGUAUCAACAAAGCUCAUUAUUGUGGCACACACUGAGGAGACAAAACAUUAAUAACACCUGCUAUUUCUAUGACAGACUGAUCAGGUAAAUCCAGGUGAAAGCUAUGAUCCCUUAUUGAUGUCACUUGUUAAAUCCACUUCAAUCAGUGUAGAUGAAGGGGAGGAGAUAGGUUAAAGAAUACUUCUUAAGCCUUGCGACAAAUGAGACAUGGAUUGUGUAUGUGUGCCAUUCAGAGGGUGAAUGGGCAAGACAAAACAUUUAAGUACCUUUGAACGGGGUAUGGUAUUAGGUGCCAGGCGCACCAGUUUGAGUGAGUUAAGAACUGCAACACUGAUGGAUUUUCACGCUCAACAUUUUCCCAUGUGUAUCAAGAAUGGUCUACCAGCCAACUUGACACAACUGUGGGAAGCAUUGGAGUGAACAUGGGCCAGCAUCCCUGUGGAACGCUUUCAACACCUUGUAGAGUCCAUGCCCUGACGAAUUGAGGCUGUUCUGAGGGCAAAAGGGACUCAAUAUUAGGAAGGUGUUCCUAAUGUUUUGUACACUCAGUGUAUAUACACUGCUCAAAAAAAUAAAGGGAACACUUAAACAACACAAUGUAACUUCAAGUCAAUCACACUUCUGUGAAAUCAAACUGUCCACUUAGGAAGCAACACUGAUUGACAAUACAUUUCACUUGCUGUUGUGCAAAUGGAAUAGACAACAGGUGGAAAUUAUAGGCAAUUAGCAAGACACCCCCAAUAAAGGACUGGUUUUGCAGGUGGUGACCACAGACCACUUCUCAGUUCCUAUGCUUCCUGGCUGAUGUUUUGGUGACUUUUGAAUGCUGGCGGUGCUUUCUAGGAUGUGAUAUUUUAGUGUUCCCUUAAUUUUUUUGAGCAGUGUACUAUGUGCAUGUCAAAUAAACCAGUCCAGUCCUAUACCUGCAUAUAUCCUGAAGAACAGUUUGUCAGUGCAAUGUUGAAACUCACACUGUUCUUUCUCCUUUUAUUUUUAGAUGUGUGUCAAUCUUCUUUGUGGAGUUCCAGAUGCACUUUGAUCAGGACUACUCUGGCACGGCCUGGAUCCACUCGCUAGUCGACUGCACCACCUUCCUCUUUGGUGAGAGAGUCAGCCAUGACUAGGGGAUUUCCUUAUCAGCAAUUUGAACACCUUGAGUGUCCCUGUUUAUUCAAUGAAACAGUAUUUAUAUAUGUAUUGUCUGGGUUUAAUUAAUUCUCAAGUUAUUUAUGAUUUCUAAUUAUCUCUGGGGCCUGAGGAAAUUCUACCUCACAAACAGAUUCACAAGCAUAAAAGCACAGAUUAAGUGAACUACUAGUGCACUUUAUACGCACAAUACAUUCAAAAGGAAUAUAUGCCCCUAAUAGUUGUGAUUGGGAGGUGACGCAUUAUGAUAAGAAAUGUGUCUACCCAAAUAUACGCCUUUCCUUAUCAUGAAAUGGCAAAUCUUGAUACAUUUUACAUUUUUAGUCAUUUAGUAGACGCUCUUAUCCAGAGCGACUUACAGUUAGUGAAUAAACAUUUUUUAUACUGGCCCCCCGUGGGAAUCGAACCCACAACCCUGGCGUUGCAAACGCCAUGCUCUAUCAACUGAGCUACAUCCCUGCCGGCCAUUCCCUCCCCUACCCUGGACGACGCUGGGCCAAUUGUGCGCCGCCCAUGAGUCUCCCGGUCACGGCCGGCUACGACAGAGCCUGGAUUCGAACCAGGAUCUCUAGUGGCACAGUUAGCACUGCGAUGCAGUGCCUUAGACCACUGCGCCACUCAGGAGACGUGUGAACACAGAAACCCGGAUCCAGUUCUCCUUGCAUGAACAUUAUGCAGUGAUUAGGACUGCCCAAGGAGACCCCAAAAAUCACAUUUCUGGAGAGAGAAAAAAAUCUGUUUUUCCCCCGACGUAAUAGACAACGCAUAAAAUGUGUGGUUUGUAUCACCGGAGUCUCUUAUAUGUCACAUGAACAUUUCAAGUGAUUAUACUUCUCCAAAAAGGAAUAUCUUUCUUUGAAAAUGUACUCGGGCAUCUCUGGACAUAUUAUGAGCAUUUUGCAUGCAUUGAAUCUCAGACACGCACAUUUUUGACAACGUACUAGACUUUGGGAGUAGCAGAUUUCCGUUUUUACAGGACAAUGAGAUCAGCCAUUUUCAGGUGUAAUUGUUGAUGGUGUAAUUACAAAGAUUGGCCACCAGGUGGUGCCAAAAGUGUUUAUUAGGAUCUCUUCGGCUGCGUUUAGACAGCCAGCCCAAUUCUGAUAUUUUUUCCACUAAUUCAUAUUUUGACCAAUCACAUCAGAUCUUUUCACAUCAGAUAUUGUUUGAGAUGAUCUGAUUGGUCAAAAGACCAAUUAGUGAAAAAACAAAACAGAAUUUGGCUGCCUGUGUGAACGCAGCCUUCUUAAAGAUAGUGGGUUCCUUUUUAUGUAUUGUUCGUAUACAGACACUUUACCAGGUGUUUAAAGACAUUGUGACACAUAUAUAUAAAGGCGUUGGGCUUUAAGGGUGAAAAGGAAAACAAACCGAUUCACAUGCACAAAACCACACACUAAUUCAGAUUAUUAGUACACAGCAUAUAUGCCCAAUAAACUCAAAAAUAACAUGUGCCCUUAAUAAGUAAGAUUAGAAGAUGGAGCAUUAGGAUAAGAUAAUUGUCUACCCAAGCCUAUCCUAAUCAUGACAUGGCAAUCUUGAUACACCUGAUGUAACUUUGCAAAAGGAAAUUACAUAAUCUGGAACAUUGACAUGAACUUUGUACCCCUCAGCUGUUGUAAAAGUUGUGUGAGGGCUGUCUGGGCACAUGCAGUGCAGUCUGGGCAAUAAUUGUUUUUAUGAGCAUGGCCUUAUUUGUAUUACAGCAUAUUGGAUGACUGUCAUUCAUAUUCCAUUCACCCAGCUCAAUGUAACAUCGAUAGGUAUAGGCUACUAUAUGAUACUCUAAUUUUCCCUAUACCCAUCAUGAGGUUGCUACAACCUAGCCUAUGAAUGACAGUUUACAACGUAGGUGCACAGGUCGUGAGAACAAUUAGAGUAAUCAAGGUGACAGACAGUGACACAUUCAACACUGCCUUGCACACUCUUGCCUGCAUCUAUCUGAUCUAGGGUGUAAUAAUUAGUCCAACAGUUGCAAAUGUGAGUUUCUGUUGGACAAAUUCAGGUAUGUUUAUCCCCAUUUUGUUCUGUUUGCUUCCGUUUAAGAAAUAUUUUUCAACAGAAUUGGCAGAAUGAAUACACCCCUGAUCACACGCAAACACAGUUCACUUUCAUAGCAGCCACAUAAAAACAGCUUGUUGUAUAUAUAAUUCCUUCUCGCAACUAUCUACGCGCUCUCCUCCUCUCACCUUUUCCCUUUGCUUGUGGACUUUAGUGGACAACACAUCAGCUGUCUGUGACCAGGCAAAAAAAACUUUCCAAGCCAAACCUUCAUAUCAUGACCGCUAACCACUACACACAGCCUACACCGUUGUCACAUCAUAGUCAACAUAGCUACUAGAACUAAAGCGUUAGUAAACCCGCUACACUCAUCCUGUGUGGCUCAGUUGGUAGAGCAUGGCGCUUGCAACGCCAGGGUUCCCACGGGGGACCAGUAUGGGAAAAAAGUUAGAAAAUGUAUGCACUCACUACUGUAAGUCGCUCUGAAUAAGAGCGUCUGCUAAAAUGACUGAAAUGUAAAUGUAAAAAUAAUGCAUUACAGUGUACAGUCAGAAAGUUUAACAGUUACACCGGCGGGCCCCGGUGGUAAUAAAUUAAUAAAACCAAAUGCUUACCUUGACUUGGAAGAGUUCCAGUGUUGGAUAGCCUUAGCCAGUUAGCUAACAUAGCAUCCCUCUCUGUUUGAGCUGGGUGUUUGAGUAGGCUAAAAGUGAAAGUUUUAAAAAAUACAACCAAAUAUAUAUAUCUCUCUCUCACUCAAUUUCAAUGUAAGGGCUUUAUUGGCAUGGGAAACGUAUGUUAACAUUGCCAAAGCAAGUGAAGUAGAUAGUAAACAAAAGUGAAAUAAACAAUAAAUAUUAACAGUAAACAUUACACUCAGAAGUUCCAAAAGAAUAAAGACAUUUCAAAUGUCAUAUUUUGUAUAUAUACAGUGUUGUAACAAUGUGCAAAUCUCUCUCUCUCUCUCUCUUAAUUUGUUCAAAAUUGUUAAAUUAUUGUCUUUCUCUCUGAGUCAACUACUCACCACAUUUUAUGCACUGCAGUGCUAGCUAGAUGUAGCGUAUGCAUUCAGUACUAGAUUCAUUCACUGAUCUUUUGAUAGGCUGGACAACAUGUCAGUUCAUACUGCAAGAGCUCUGAUAGGUUGGAGGACGUCCUUCAAAAGUUGUCAUAAUUACUGUGUAAGUCUAUGGAAGGGGGUGAGAACCAUGAGCUUCUUAAGUUUUGUAUUGAAGUCAAUGUACCCAGAGGAGGACAGGAGCUAGCUGUCCUCCGGCCACGCCAUAGUGCUACUCUACAGAGGGCUGUUGAGGCUACUGUAGACCUUCAUUGCAAAACAGUGUGUUUUAAUCAAUUAUUUGGUGACGUGAAUAAAUUGAGUACAGUUUUAUCUAAAAAUGAUAACUUUUUUUAAAUGUUUCACUAUUUUUAUGAAAUUCACUGAGGAGGAUGCUCCUCCCCUUCCUCCACUGAUGGGGAUUCCACAGUCCCUUGGAAACAGCUGUUGAUGAUAAGAGAUAUAAUAAUAUUUUUAGUCAUAUUGAGACUAAAGUCUCUUUUGCAAAUGAGCCAUGCACAAUACAAAAAAAAAACACAUCAAUAGACAAUUAUAGAUAAACAUAAAUAUACAUAAUAUACACAUUCAGAUACAAAACAAACAAAACACAAUCAAUUAAAACAAACACAUUCUUCAUUAUAAAAAUCCUCUGUCAGCUGUCUGACUUGCCCUAGGGACACCAAUGCAUCCAAUCGAAAGCUAGUUUGUUUGUUUUGCCACUUUAUUAGAUUGAACAGGGUCGUAUACAUCCUGAUGCAUUUUUUUUUACUGAUAUUCAAGGAUUUACAUCAAAUAAUUAAACUUGGCCCUGAUUUAUCAUUAGCCUGGACUUACAUAGCAUCUGUGCCAGAGUGUGUUGGACUUUUACAAGCGGUUGUUUAUUGAGCCAUUUGCAGUUUCACUGUACUGGCCGUGUGUACUUAGACUUGUAUGCCUUAAUCUUUGAGUCAAACAUAUGCUUCUGGCCUGCUCUGAACUUUUAUGUCAAUAACAGGCUUGAUGUGUGUUACAAUGGAUUGUGUCCCAGCUACAUCCAAUCCAAGCGAUAAGUCUGUCACAUUUUCUUCUUGAUCUGAGGACGAUAACUUUAUUGAUCCCUAUGUAUUGUUUCUCCAGCUCCUCUUGGCAGCUUCAUCGGGAACCGUCUGUCCACCCAAGCCACUGUGAUCAUGGGAGGCGUCCUGUCCUCUGCAGGCCUGAUCCUCAGCUCCUUCGCCACCAGUCUGGAGUACCUCUACCUCACCCUGGGGGUCCUCACAGGUACGUCUCUCACUGGAGAUAUCAUCACAUUUGUUGUUAUGACUUUGGCACAAGAGGGUGCUGUUGCAUUAUGGAUACUUGUGUUGACUCUUAGUGACGGAACGCAACUGUAUCUGUCAUGACUCCAUCCCCAACUCUCUCCUCGUAGGGUUGGGAUUUGCCCUCAGCUACACCCCAGCGGUGGCCAUGGUUGGGUCCUAUUUCAACGAGAGGAAAGCACUGGCCUAUGGGAUGGCAAUGUCUGGGACUGGCAUUGGGACCUUCAUCCUGGCCCCUGCUGUUCAUCUCCUGAUUGAACGCUACUCCUGGAGGGGGGCCCUGCUUAUUCUGGGAGGGUUUGUGUCCAACCUGUGUGUCUGCGGGGCCCUUAUGAGGCCCCUGGUGCCUAAAGGGAGAGGACAGAGGCAGCACAAGACAGCAGAGCUUGAGAAUGGGUAUGCCAUCCUACUGGUGGAUGCCAAGCUAGCAGAGGGGAAGGUAAUGGACACAACACUUCCAGGCUUAAAGCCGUUGGACCCCAAUACAGAGGUUGUGAAUGUAACAGAUGUGAAGAUUGAAACGGAUAAACUUGCAGAAAUUAAACUCACUGAAAUGAAACUAGCAGAGGCACUCCUUGCGAAUGUACAACUAGCUGACUCGAGGCUGGCAGACAUGACGAUAGUAGAGGGCAUGGUUGUGAAUGUGAAUAGUGCAUUAACAGAGAAAAUGCUUGAAGAGAUCAAGCUAGCGGAUCAAAAUCUAGCCAACGGGAAGCUAAAGGACAUUAAACUAAUGGAGAAUCUUGUCAUCGGUAGCCAGCUAGCUGAUGUUAAGCCUGUGGACACAAAGGUUGCUGAUGCAAAACUAGCGGAGUUAGUAGAUGCCAAGGUUCUGGCUGGCCUGGCUGCCCCUGGGCCAAUGGGUCCUCUGGCAGGGCCUAAGCUGGGAGGGUGCUUCUGCCUGCAGUCAAUGGAGGAGUUUAGCUUCCUGCUGAUGCCUGACUUCAUGCUGCUGUCCGUGUCCUUCCUGUUCCUGGCGUACGGCUGCAGUGUGCCCUUUGCCUACCUGGUGCCUUAUGCCCUCAGUGUGGAUGUGGAGCACCAGCAGGCUGCCUUCCUCAUGUCCAUCCUGGGGGUCACCGGAAUCGUAGGAAACAUCACGUUCAGCUGGCUCACUGACAGGAAGUAUGUCACAUGUAUAGAAUAGUUUGCACCCCCCACACACACCAUUUUUCUAUAGCAUCACCCAUAUAGACUGUAGCCAUAGUCAAAAUAUUUUUUAUGAUGCUUUCAAAACUAUGGUCUUGGGCCUGUCACCUACUGCAUGGCCACAUUCUCUAGUGUUGUAACGUACUGCUAGCUAAGUCUGAGUUCCCCUCUCGUAGGUGUGUGAAGAAGUACCGGAAAGUGAGCUUCAUGUUUGCUGUGGGUAUGGAGGGUCUGUCCUGCCUCCUGAUCCCUCUGCUACGUUCCUUUACCCUGCUGGUGCCUUUCUCCAUGCUCUAUGGGUAUUUUGACGGCGCCUACACUGCCCUCAUACCAGUGGUGACGUCUGACUUGGUGGGCUCAUCGUACCUAUCCUCAGCCCUGGGUGUGGUCAACUUCUUACAUGCCAUACCCUACCUGGUUAGCCCACCAAUAGGAGGUGAGGAUGAGGAGAGGAUGACUGAAUACUAACACACUUAGUGCAUGUACAUACACCAUUUUCAAUUGCCACAAAUUCAAAAGUGCACAUCUUGAUUCUGAAUAUAUGAUUCCAUCGUUCUCGUUAUAGUCCGGACUCUGUUGUCGGUAUGAAACUGCCCCUUAAAAUUCCCAGCCUAACGCUUUCUGUUGGUUCCAGGCUGGUUGGUGGACUGGACUGGCGACUAUACUGCUGCAUUCUUCCUCAGUGGAUUCUCUCUUAUACUCAGCCCACUCUUCCUGGCUUCUGUCAUGCUGAUCCAACGAUGCUGGAGGACACAGACAUACUCCACUAGAGAUGUCGAUUCAAAGUUCGCCUCCUUGAAGAAUGACCAAAUGGAUCUACCGACGUACAAGGCAGCACAUGAUGAACCAAAGCUAGCAGGGACCAUCCCAGCGUGUUAAGAAAUGUUUUGUAAGCAUUUUUUUAUUGAGUGAGUGGACGUUAUUGUAAUACCAAAGUGUGUUGUUCCUUAAUGGAAGCAAAACAAUAAUGUUCC
Molecule: messenger RNA, 9409 nt
Organism: Coregonus sp. 'balchen'
Lineage: Eukaryota; Metazoa; Chordata; Actinopteri; Salmoniformes; Salmonidae
Source: the annotation of a GenBank genome assembly